AUGGAAGACUGGACGCUAAUUAGUGAGGUCAUUCCCAGUAAGUUAUAUCUUGGUAGCCUCGAGGCAGCUGAGAGUGCGGAAUUGUUAGAGCGGUACAAGAUCAAGUCAGUUGUAUCUAUAAUCGAGGUUGAGCCAAAGAUCCCGGGAUGUAUCAAAUCGCGGAAGUGGUUGUGUGUGGAGGAUCUAGAAGACACUGAUUUGUUGAGCCAGUUUGAUUCGAUCAAUACGUUCAUAGACAAAACGGAGAAAAGUGUGUUGGUCCAUUGCCAAAUGGGGGUGUCCCGAUCAGCAACGUUGGUCAUUGCCUAUUUAAUUAAAACCGGGAUGACUUUUGAAGAAGCAUAUAACCACGUAAUGAAGGUCCGCCCACUGAUAGCACCUAACAACGGAUUUAUUCAACAACUGAUGCACUACAGCUUCAAAGUACAACCAAAGAACAAAGAAAGAACUCAAUGCUUCUUGGCAGACCACUGGCUUUGCCCGGGACUAGAUAAGAACGACUGGGACGUUAAGAAGAAAGUCGGGUUUAUGGAACAACUCGACUCCGUAGACUUCUCGUUUGGUUAUUUACUGCUGUAA
Messenger RNA from Entamoeba invadens IP1, 579 nucleotides. RefSeq names its product dual specificity protein phosphatase, putative. Gene Ontology annotation, cellular component: cytoplasm. The transcript has a single exon. Gene Ontology annotation, biological process: negative regulation of MAPK cascade; protein dephosphorylation. Gene Ontology annotation, molecular function: MAP kinase tyrosine/serine/threonine phosphatase activity; protein tyrosine/threonine phosphatase activity. The record is from RefSeq and is a predicted model, not a curated record. Bases 1 to 579 code for a protein of 192 amino acids. Lineage: Eukaryota; Evosea; Mastigamoebida; Endamoebidae.